Molecule: messenger RNA, 1678 nt
Organism: Juglans regia (Persian walnut)
Lineage: Eukaryota; Viridiplantae; Streptophyta; Magnoliopsida; Fagales; Juglandaceae
Product: putative ubiquitin-conjugating enzyme E2 38
Exons: 1
Coding region: 193-1308 (371 amino acids)
Molecular function (GO): ubiquitin conjugating enzyme activity
Source: RefSeq, a predicted model, not a curated record
UAAAGAAGAAUUUUAUGUAUCAAUCACUGUUUAUUUUCACAUCUCACACCUAUAUAUAUAUAUUUUUCAUAAGAUAUUAAUGUGUUUUGUGAAGUGUGAGAUAGUAAUUGGGAAUGAUUUGAAAAGUUUUUCUUUCUUAAAAUCUCCUAACUAAACCAUCCAAACAAGAAAAACACUCGAAACCCUUACCCAAUGGAUCUAUCUGAGAACGGCGAGAUUGAAGUGACGGGCGCAUCGUUCAGCCGAUUCGACGUCGUCUCGGAUCAGUCCGAUCACUCCUACUUCCUCCUGAACCGGCCCAAAAAGGACGCCGGAGAUUGCUUCGUCAAUGAGAACAGUAAGACGCACAAGAAGAUCGUGCAGGAGUGGAGGAUCCUAAAGAAGAACCUCCCGGAGUCGAUCUUCGUGCGUGUCUACGAGAAGCGCAUCGAUUUGCUCAGAGCCGUGAUCGUCGGCGCCUCCGGCACACCGUACCACGAUGGGCUCUUCUUCUUCGACCUCGCCUUCCCACCCGAUUACCCGGCUCGACCGCCCCAGGUCCAUUACCGUUCGUACGGGAUGAGGCUCAACCCGAAUCUGUACGCCAACGGGCGGGUGUGCUUGUCCCUGCUCAACACCUGGGCCGGUAAGAAGAGCGAGAAGUGGAACCCGUCUGAGUCCACUGUGCUCCAGGUCUUGCUCUCCAUCCAAGCGCUGGUUCUCAACGAAAAACCAUACUUUAACGAACCGGGUAACGGGAUGCUGGGUCGAUCUAUCUGGGAAAAGAAGUCGCAGGCGUAUAACGAGGACGUGUUCAUCUUAUCGUGCAAGACAAUGCUCUUUUUGCUCCGAAGGCCACCGAGGAAUUUCGAGGAAUUUGUGGCCAGGCAUUUUAGGGAGCUUGGGAAUAGGAUAGUAAGGGCUUGUAAUGCUUAUAGAACUGGUGCCGUGAGAGUUGGGUACUAUGGAGAUUUUGGGUCAUCGUCAUCGUCGUCAACGAGCAUCGAUGUGUCGGACAGAUUCAAAGCGUCAGUGCAGAAGCUUUAUCCCGAGCUCGUUACUGCUUUUCAUAGGGUCGGGGCUUCAGUGGGGAAUUUCGUCGAACGGUUGAAGGUGGAAAUACAAACGCCGCCGCCGUCGAAAGCUCAAGAGGUUGCGAAUUUGCAGCGCGGUGUUGGGAUUGCGAAGAAAGUCCUCGGGGGAAUAACGAAGAUCUUGGGAUUGAAGAAGAGUGGAAAAAUCAAAGCGGAUGCGGCCGAAAAGAAGUUUUCUCGAAAGGGGUGCUCCUUCGCAAUGCUCUGUGUCAGUGUGAGAGAGGGGGGGACAUAAUUGGGAUUUGAUUUCUGUACAGCAUCACCUUAAACAAGGGGAGAAUUGGAUCAAUAUACUCUAUAAUUUUUAUUCUCGAAAUAUUUUUUAUAUUUUGGAGAGAGACAGAACGUAAUUCAAGAAUCAUACUGUAUUUAAUACCAUAUUUACGUUCUGUCUCCCUGAAUUAUAAAAAAAAUAUCUGAAAUAAGAAAUUAUAGAAAAAUAUUGAUCCAUGAAGAAUUAGGACCGAACCCAUUAUGUUUUUCUAGGGGUAGGUUUUGUGGUGGAGAUGAUUAAGGUACAUAAUUUACCAACUCAGACUGUAAUUGACAACUUUAUAUAAAGGCUAAAAACACUUUGGUACAUAAAGAAAUUAUUGCUGUCUAUG